Bacillus rossius redtenbacheri is the source of this 1010-nucleotide messenger RNA. Its product is annotated as nicolin-1-like. The record is from RefSeq and is a predicted model, not a curated record. Bases 183 to 887 code for a protein of 234 amino acids. The transcript has 3 exons. NCBI's taxonomy places the organism in Eukaryota, Metazoa, Arthropoda, Insecta, Phasmatodea, Bacillidae. Gene Ontology annotation, cellular component: nucleoplasm.
AUAGUGAUUUGAAUAAUGAAAUUAACAUAAUCAUGUAAAUAGUGAGCUUUCAAAGGACGUAUUUAGUACUGAGGCUAGGAUUGAAUAAUAUCUUUCGAACUUGAGUUUGGUAUCCGUGUUCUAAUAGCUGAAAUGAAAGGGUUCUUAAACUCUGAUGUUACUGUCUCUCACAGUGAAGACAAAUGGAUCAAAAAGUGUCAAGUGAAUUGCGACAGCCGGUGCCCUUCAGCGUGAGAGGCCCAACAAUGAUAACCAUCGAUAAGGAGCAAAAUACUGGCUCUGGCUGCUCUGUAAUAGACAUUGAGUUCCCAGUGCCAUCCAGCAUAGGAGAAGUGACACUAAUAAACUAUUACACAGCCUGGUUGUGUGUCCUGGUGCGACCAUGCAGUGUGUCUGAGCUUGUAGCUCGGAGGACUGAAUAUAGCCCUGAGGGAAACGCAGCCACAGAUGCAGCCGGUGGGGCCACACCCAAGCCUUCUCCCCCCAGGACUCAAGACGGCUGGGUGAUGUCGAUACGCUGCCACACUCUCAUGAGCCACCCUCACUACGAGCAGGGCAGCCAGGACUUUGUGUCGCUGCCCAACUCGCUGAGUGCCGUCAAGUGGGACGGCCUGCUCGCCAUGCGGCUGGUGCUGUUCCAGCCGUCGCCCGUCUGGAAGACCUUCCACAUGGAGCAGAUCGCCCUGUAUCACGACGCCCCUCGCCACGCGGCACCCGCCAGAGGUGACGCUUCCGGAAGCGGUCGCAGGAGCAGCACGCUGGUGUCCUUGAUGCAUUUCCAAACCCAAGUUGCUCUGGAGCAAAGUCGCAGGGUUGACGCCGGUGGAAACAAAGAACUGCCUGGACCUUGUAGUUAUGAAUUUUGUGACUUAUUAGCAGACAUGUAAUUCCUGAAGUAACAUGAAUUUUUUAAAGUUCCAAUUGUAAUUUUUGUUUAUAUUGAAUGAAUAUUAAUGUAGCUAAAAAAUUGUUAUGCUUGACCGAUUAAAAAGUUCUUCAUUGGUACAGCA